Molecule: messenger RNA, 2405 nt
Organism: Pungitius pungitius (ninespine stickleback)
Lineage: Eukaryota; Metazoa; Chordata; Actinopteri; Perciformes; Gasterosteidae
Gene: cmklr2
Product: chemerin chemokine-like receptor 2
Exons: 3
Coding region: 307-1386 (359 amino acids)
Biological process (GO): positive regulation of cytosolic calcium ion concentration; complement receptor mediated signaling pathway; phospholipase C-activating G protein-coupled receptor signaling pathway
Cellular component (GO): plasma membrane
Molecular function (GO): G protein-coupled receptor activity; complement receptor activity
Source: RefSeq, a predicted model, not a curated record
CGCCGCCUCCUCCCCCCCCUCCUCCUCCCAGCCCACCGGGGAGCUGUCGGUGCCUUGAUCGGAAUCACGAGCGAGGAGCGCUGCGCUGUGAGGUGAGCGAGCCGCUGUCUUCAGAUCAGCCGGACGGCAACGCGCCCGUUUAUCCCGCCAGGGUUACACAAGGGUUACUCAGGACACACCCGGUCCUAACUUCAACACACGAACCAGAGGAUCAGGAAGAGGGACAGGACAGACCACUGCAUCCUUCUGGGGGGGAAACAGACGAGCAUAAUCACAGAGUGUGCGAGCGAUUACGGCCCUGCCACGAUGGAAGACUCUGGCGAGGACUACGGGAACUACACCUAUGAAGACUACCUGGAGUACGGAGACCUGGAAGAACUUAAAGUAGAUCACAGGCAGACGGAAACGAUGCACAUCAUCUCAGUGGUCAUCUACAUCGUUUCCUUUGUGCUGGGUUUGGUUGGCAACGGGACUGUUAUUUGGGUGACGGCUUUCAAAAGCAAAAAGACAGUCAACAGUGUUUGGCUGCUCAAUCUGGCCAUGGCAGACUUUGUCUUUGUGCUCUUUCUCCCCUUCUACAUCAAUUACAUCCUGAAGGACUUCCACUGGGACUUCGGCGUGGUCAUGUGCAAGCUCAACUCAUUUGUGUCCGUGAUGAACAUGUACGCCAGCGUGCUCUUCCUCACAGUGCUCAGCGUGGACAGAUACGUGUCUCUGGUCCACCUCAACUGGUCUCAGAAGUACCGCACGAUGGAGAGGGCCUGGGUGGUGUGCGGUUGCAUAUGGGGGCUGGCCGCCGCCAUGAGCUGUCCCGCGCUGAUUUUUCGCGACACCAUGCGCCUACACGACAAGGUGGUGUGCUUUAACAACUUUUACACACACAGUCGAGAGUCAGCGGCACUGAAACACAUCAUGAUGGUGGCCAUGCGCACCACUGUGGGCUUCGUGCUGCCUUUCACGGCCAUAUGUGUGACUGGUAUACUUCUGACAAUCAAAGUGAAUAAAUCUGGCAGCUUGGUUCGGCUUUCAAGCUUCUCCAGAACAGUCUUUGCGGUAAUUCUGGCCUUCUUUUUGUGCUGGGCUCCGUUCCAUACUUUUUGCUUGAUGGAGUUAUCCGUGUAUUCUCCGGUUUACUUACACAACAUUCUAAAAGCCGGCUUUCCUCUCGCCACCAGUUUAGGCUUUUUUAACAGCUGCAUUAACCCCCUGCUGUAUAUGCUCCUGGGCAAAAAGGUGCGUCAUAUCCUGAAGCGUGCAUGCCUGAAUAUAACUAAGAGUUCGUUGAGAGAGCUGAGCCAGUCUAUCUCUGCCACCGAGAUGGAGUCGGUGCCAGAUGUUCACAUGGAGAGCGCCCCAGAGGAGGCGGUGGAGUCGUCAACUCUAUGAUUGCAACCAUCCACAGGCUGCAGUUGUCCUUGAAAAAAAAGGGAAUUCAUUCAUUCACAGUAAAUGUGGAGGAGUAGCAUAGCGGUUCUUUCCAGCUAGAGUGUUACAAUUUUCCUUGGUGGUUUCAUUUGGACACAGUUGUGCAUAAUCAAACUCUGAAAUGAAAAGCUGAGCUAAACUGUGGAUAAAAAAUGUUUCAUCUGCAUGAAUCUAAUGAUUUGCAAUGAAGGAAGAAAAAAGAAAAAGACAAAUAAUCAGCUAUGUGAGAAUGAUUUGAUACUUUAAAUAGAUAAAAUUCUUCCGGAACGUAUUUAUCUUUUAUGAUCAUACAUUUUGUAAUAUUUUUGGAAGUGGUCAUCAUGGGCUCUUGUCUUUUAAAAAAAUAUAUUUUCUGUGAUUUUAUAGACCAAAACUAAAUGAGUUAUUAAUAUGACAAUAAUCAUUAGUUGCAGUGUUAUAUCAAAUGAAAAUACUGAAUUUGUUGUUGUACUCUGGAUGCAAGGCAUCUUUGAUUAGAUUUAAGAAAUGGUAUAUAAAACCUUUGUUAGUCAACAUUAGUAUGUUUUUAUACAGUUUUAUAUUUUAUAUGUAUUAUAAUUGUAUUCUAAGUGAGCUGUUUUUUAAACUAAUUAGGAAUUGUAUAAAUGUAUUAUUAUAAUAUAUUUCAAAUAAAAAGCAGAUAACUUUGCAUACUUUCUUGACAUUGAUUUAUGUCUAGACACAGUGUAGAUUUGAACAUUUUAAGUAAACAUCCACAAUCAAGAUGUGAAUUUCCUCUCAUUUCCUGAGCGUUUCCUGAGUAUUCUCAGCCAUUUCCUGUUCCUUUCUGUCUGGUGAAGUCCAAUUUGUGAGGGUGACAUGCCUGUCGGUAUGAAAGAACAUAUGGCUUGAAGUCCUGUCUGUAACUAGAAGAUUGCAGAUGGGAAUUCCUGGAAUAACUGUACAACAAGUGUGGCUUUCACAACUACAAUGAGCAUCACAUCACUCCACAAGUUUUAAACCGCCCCCCCCCCCCCUAU